AUGCUCGCCUCGACCCUCCUCGCUCUCGCCGGCGCCGCGCUCGCGAUCGCUGCUCCCGACGGCGGCUACGGCGGCGGCGGCACGGACGUCGUCAAGGACUCGGACCUCAAGAAGAAUGAGAAGGCGCUCAAGGUCUCGCUUCGCGAGCUCUGCUACCGCAACCUCUACGCCGACGUCGAGAAGCACAAGCUCAAGUACAACCGGGAGACGCUCGUUCAGGACGCGAACGGCAAGGACGUGUUCCUGUUCGACGGCAUCAAGAAGGACUCGAACGACAAGGAGUACUACUACGAGGAGUUCUGCUACAAGCAGUUCAACCUCAAGCAGCACGACUCGGACGUCAAGAAGCAGAACACGGCCGUCAUCGACGGCGGCAAGGGCGGCCACUACAAGCGCGGCUUCAACGACAAGGACGGCCUCUUCUCGCUCGACGACUUUGGCCACGGCUUUGACGGCGGCAUCGGCGGCUACGGCGGCGGGUACGGCAACGACGACUACGGCCGCGACGGCUUCGGGCGCGACGACGGCAAGUUCGGCCGCGGCGGCUACGGCGGCUACGGCGGCCGCGACAACUACGGCUCGUUCGGCGGUCGCGGCGGCUUUGGCGGCGGCUUUGGCGGCAAGGGCUACGACAACGACUACGGCUACGGCAAGGGCGGCUACGGCAAGGGCGGCUACGGCGGGUACGACGACGGCUUCCGCGGCGACGGCUACGGCGGUGGGUACGGCGGCGGGUACGGCGGCGGCUUCUACAAGAGGGACGUGCAGGCGUGA
Molecule: messenger RNA, 774 nt
Organism: Rhodotorula graminis WP1
Lineage: Eukaryota; Fungi; Basidiomycota; Microbotryomycetes; Sporidiobolales; Sporidiobolaceae
Exons: 8
Coding region: 1-774 (257 amino acids)
Source: RefSeq, a predicted model, not a curated record